Messenger RNA from Miscanthus lutarioriparius, 1773 nucleotides. The record is from the annotation of a GenBank genome assembly. NCBI's taxonomy places the organism in Eukaryota, Viridiplantae, Streptophyta, Magnoliopsida, Poales, Poaceae.
AUGCGGGCCUCCACGGACACCGUGACGGCAGUGAUGCCGCUGUCGCCCUCUCCCAGCACGCGCUCCAUGGAAUCCAACCAACUAGUAUACACUGGAGAUGGAUCAGUUGACUUUUCUGGAAAUCCUGUUGUCAAGGAAAGAACUGGUAGAUGGAAGGCAUGUCCAUUCAUAUUAGGUAAUGAAUGCUGUGAACGACUGGCCUAUUAUGGCAUCUCCACGAACCUUGUUACUUACUUGACAAAAAAGCUACAUGCUGGCAAUGCCUCUGCUGCUAGCAAUGUGACUACAUGGCAGGGAACUUGCUACCUGACUCCGCUUAUUGGAGCAAUCCUGGCUGAUGCAUACUGGGGGAGGUAUUGGACAAUUGCAACAUUCUCCACAGUAUACUUCCUCGGGAUGUCAAUACUGACUCUUUCAGCAUCAGUUCCUAUGCUCAUGCCUCCAUCCUGUGAAGGAUCCGUUUGCCCACCAGCAAGCCCUUUUCAGUAUACUGUCUUUUUUCUUGGCCUUUAUCUAAUUGCCCUGGGUACUGGUGGAAUUAAGCCGUGCGUCUCAUCCUUUGGAGCGGAUCAAUUUGAUGAUACAGAUCCAGCUGAGCGGAUUCAGAAGGGUUCUUUCUUUAAUUGGUUCUAUUUUGCAAUAAACAUUGGUGCUCUCAUAUCGAGCAGCUUUCUGGUUUGGGUGCAAGACAAUGUAGGAUGGGGACUGGGCUUUGGCAUUCCGACUGUAUUCAUGGGGCUGGCAAUCAUAAGCUUCUUCUCUGGCACAUCACUUUAUAGGUUCCAAAAACCAGGAGGUAGUCCUAUUACACGAGUAUGCCAGGUGAUUGUUGUCUCUUUGCGCAAGUGGAAUGUGCCUGUCCCAGAGGACAGCUCUCUCUUGUAUGAGCUACCUAAUGGGGUAUCAACAAUUGAGGGGAGUCGGCAAAUAGAGCACACAGAUGAACUCAGAUGUUUAGACAAGGCUGCUACAGUUACCGAAGUUGAUGUGAAAACGGCUGACUUCAACAACCCAUGGCGGAUAUGCACUGUGACCCAGGUGGAAGAACUGAAGAUACUAGUAAGAAUGUUCCCUGUCUGGGCAACAACAAUAGUGUUUUCUGCUGUAUAUGCUCAGAUGUCGACAAUGUUCGUGGAACAAGGGAUGGUGCUUGACCCAUCCUUGGGUUCUUUCAAGAUUCCUCCAGCUUCACUAUCUACUUUUGACACUCUAAGUGUCAUCAUAUGUGUCCCGAUGUACGAUUACAUCGUGGUUCCAAUAGCCAGGAGAUUCACUGGCAAUGAGAGGGGCUUUACAGAGUUGCAGAGGAUGGGCAUUGGCCUGGUAAUUUCCAUCAUAGCUAUGUCAGUCGCUGCAGUCCUCGAAAUCAAGCGGCUAGCAGUUGCCAGGGAAGCACACCUGGUGGAUCAGAAUGUCCCAGUCCCACUGAGCAUAUUCUGGCAAAUCCCUCAGUAUUUCCUGAUUGGUCUAUCGGAGAUUUUCACAUUCAUUGGAGCGCUAGAGUUCUUUUACGACCAGUCACCAGACGCCAUGAGGAGCCUCUGCAGCGCACUUAAUCUUCUCACUACUGCAGGCGGGAACUAUCUCAGCACGUUCAUUUUGACAAUGGUCGCGUACUUUACUACAAGGGGAGGUAACCCUGGAUGGAUUCCUGACAACUUGAACGAAGGGCAUCUUGAUUACUUCUUCUGGCUCCUUGCUGGCCUCAGUUUUCUGAACCUGAUUGUAUAUGUCAUCUGUGCUGGCAAAUACAAGGGCAAGAAGGCAGCUUGA